Oryza brachyantha (malo sina) is the source of this 2733-nucleotide messenger RNA. Its product is annotated as disease resistance protein RPM1-like. Lineage: Eukaryota; Viridiplantae; Streptophyta; Magnoliopsida; Poales; Poaceae. Bases 1 to 2733 code for a protein of 910 amino acids. The transcript has a single exon. Gene Ontology annotation, molecular function: ATP hydrolysis activity; ADP binding. Gene Ontology annotation, biological process: defense response to other organism. The record is from RefSeq and is a predicted model, not a curated record.
AUGGAAGAUGCAGUCGCGAGAGGAGCGGUGUCAGGAUUAAUAAAGCCCGUGCUCAACACAUUUCUGUAUUGGAUUCAACUGGUGAGAGGCAAGCAUACAACUACCGAAGACAUAAAAAAAGAGGCAGCCAUCCUGGAAGGAGCAAUUUGGGAUACAUACAACUGGAAUGGCAUUCGCUUGCGCAGGGUCAGGGAGGCAAAAGGUCAGGCAGAAGACUUGCAUGACAGAAUCAGUGCAAUUCUCGAUGAUGCACAGAGGCUUUCAAGGUAUGAUCAUUCAAGUAACCCACUCAGAUUUAUCCUUAGGUAUGGCCACAACAUAUGGCACACUCGUUCUCUAUGGAAAACAGCUAACAAGAUUGUCAAGCUCCGUGGACAGAUUACUCCGUUACUGAAUGAACUCAGGAUUGCAAUGACUAUUGAUGGAGGCCCUGCAGCGAGGGAUGGUAUAUUAGGCAACAAUGUUGCAUCUGUCCACCAUAAAGCUGAUUUUGUUGGCAUGGCGAGGCCGUUAAAGUAUCUAUUCAAAUAUUUGAUGAACGGAGUGAAUAGGAGAGAAGUAGUCAUUGUGGUUGGGGAGAAUGGAGCAGGAAAAAGUACACUCGUUCGUCAUGUCUAUGAAGACAUCAGGGUGAAGGAACAUUUCAACUGCCAUGCAUGGGUUCCCAUAGAUGCUUCAUUCAACGCAAAGGACAUAUUGCGAUGCAUCAUCAGAAGAUUGUACGAAGAGGCUAACAAAAGUACAACAGCACUCGACGAAUUGGAUGUUGAUAUGCUUGGAUCUCGUAUAAGGCGAUUUCUGGAGAAGGCACACCAGAGGUAUGUUAUUGUUUUGGAUGACAUAUCCACGAGACCGCAACUCCAAACCAUUUUAGACCUUGCGAUCCCAGAUGAAAACUGCAACAACUUUGGAAGAAUCAUAGUCACAUCAAGAAAUGUAGAUGUUGCUGAAGCCUGUACCCAUGCACACAAGAUUGAUGUUGAACAACUCUCUGAAACGGAAGUUUGGGAGCUCUUCUGCAAGAAGGCAUCUCCAUCAAUGGAUAUCCCUCUUGUAACUCGCAGAAGAAUCAUCACCCUAUGUGCUGGCUUACCUUUGGCAACAGUUUUACUUGGAGGCCUACUAUCCAAAAUUGCGUGUAACCAAUGGAACCUUGUUAUUAGUGAGUUGCAACAACAUGGCUACCAAAUAAUGUUAGGGGAGAGCAUCAAUGACGUGUCUGCUAUGCCUCAGAUAGAUAUUAAUGUGGAGAGGUGCUUAAUGUACUUUAGCAUCUUCCCAAAAGGUUCUGAAAUUACGCACAAUACAUUGGUCCGACUUUGGAUAGCUGAAGGUUUCAUACAUGUUCGGGGAGGAAUGACACAAGAGGCUACUGCAACAAGUUACCUCAGUGCUCUGAUUGAACGCAACAUCGUUCAAGUUGCAGAGCAUUAUCACAAUGGCAUGCCAAAGAGUUACAACCUUAAUGGGCCCAUACAUGACGAGAUAAAGAGGAUGGCAGAGGAAGUAAACUUCUGUGCAACAUUGCAAACCCUGAGCAACUCACCAGACAAGAUUAGAGGUCUGUCAGGUCAGGUCACGGUAAGAGAACUUCCAGAGAAUGUGCGUUUACCCAACCUUCUAUCCCUGUUCAUCUCAGACAGAACAUCUCAUGUAUGCAAGCUCUUGCACAACGCUAAAUCACUGAAAGUACUGAGUCUGACAGAAGAAUCGGUUCAAGCAUUCCCAAAAGAAAUCAGCAAGCUGACUCAUUUGAGGUACCUCAACUUGGGCAACAAUACCAGGAUAAGCAAGCUCCCAAAAUCUAUCGGGGUUCUGAUAAACCUACAAAGCCUGAUCCUGAAAGGCACCCUAGUGUCACGAUUGCCGAAAGCAAUAUCAAAAUUAAGACAACUUCAGCAUCUUGUAGCAUACCGAUAUGAUGUAGAGAAAAGACCUGAUCGGAAGCCGUAUAUUAUCCAUGGUGUGGAAGUGCAAAACGGAAUUGGAAAACUGAAAGAGCUGAAAACUCUCUCAGUCAUUAAUGUGGAUAAAGACAGAAGCACAAUAAAGGAACUCCAAAAAUUAACGAAUUUGAAACGAUUGGGGAUUGUCAAUCUCAAAGGAAAUGAUGGACCAGAUUUAUGCACAGCAGUUGCAGGGAUGAAUCAGCUUUCCUCCAUUUCAUUGGGAUCAUCAGAUAAUGAGCCUAUUAACCUUCAGAACUUGACCUUGCCGAAUCUUGAGAGAUUGUACUUGAGGGGAAGGCUAAAUGUGAGUCAGAAUUUCUUCCCAUCUCUUGAGUCCCUUGUAAGAUUACGCUUAAUAGGGUCAGGCUUGGAGAGCAAUUCAUUCCAUCAGCUCCAACAGCUGCCAAAUCUCGCUGAACUUGCCUUGAUCCAAGCACUUGAGACAGAAGAGAUAAACCUCCUACAGGAUGGGUUUCCCAAUCUGAAGAUCUUAGAUCUGGAUCAACUAAAUAACUUGGUUAAUAUGACGGUACAUGGAUCUCUGAAAAAUCUAUGCAAACUGAUUAUAAGGAACUGCAAUAGACUUGAAUCGGUCCCUCUGGGAAUUGAGUGUCUAAAAAAACUCAAAGAGCUCCAUCUAUUUGAUAUGCCAGAAUGUUUUCUUCAGAAGCUAGAAAAAGGGAAUGAGCACUACAAAAGUAUACAGCACAUUGGGGUCAUACGCUAUUACAGAGAAGGAUGCCCACAAGUGCGCACAAAUAGUAAUACAGAUUCAACAAGGUAA